Molecule: messenger RNA, 875 nt
Organism: Magnolia sinica
Lineage: Eukaryota; Viridiplantae; Streptophyta; Magnoliopsida; Magnoliales; Magnoliaceae
Product: beta-glucosidase 30-like
Exons: 5
Coding region: 1-639 (212 amino acids)
Biological process (GO): carbohydrate metabolic process
Molecular function (GO): beta-glucosidase activity
Source: RefSeq, a predicted model, not a curated record
AUGACGCAUGGAGGAGGGCUUUUCCUGUUCGUACUCUUCGUUCUGCUGGGCUCCUUGUCACGUGCUGGAGGUGCCCCAGGACGUGAGGACCGACGUCCGAUAAACGGGAGCUCCUUCCCGCCGGGCUUCAUUUUCGGGACUGCGUCUUCAGCUUAUCAGUGGAGCGAAAUGGGAUCCCCAUCGGGCCUCAGGCUGCUUCAACAUGGCUGCAUGUGUACCCACGAGGAAUCCGAGGUGUAUUGGUCUACCUCAAGGAAAGAUACAAACAACAACCCCAUUAUUUACAUUACCGAGAAUGAAGUAUUUGUGUCCGUUUAUAUCACUGCCAGAGUUGAUGAGUUCAACAACGGUUCCUUGUCAUUGGAGGAAGCGCUGCAAGACGACAUGAGGAUCGACUACUAUCAUGCCCAUCUUUUAUUUGCUCAAACUGCCAUAAGGGAUGGUGUGGAUGUGAGGGGCUACUUUGCUUGGUCAUUGUUGGACAACUUUGAAUGGGCAGAUGGUUUCACCGUUAGAUUUGGCCUUAAUUACGUGGAUUAUAAAGAUGGUCUGAAGAGAUACCCAAAGCAAUCCGCCCUUUGGUUUCAGCAGUUUCUUAGAGGGUGUGAAGGUAGAGAGAAUUCCAUCUCCUCCACAUGAUAAGUGGGACAUGGACCACAAUAUCCGUACAAAAACGUCACAUGUAUGAUUUAACUUUAUGGAUCUAUUCUCAAAAUCAUCCUUUCAAGGUGAAUAUUGCAUUGUGUACUUAUUAUUGUUUACGUGUGUAUAUAUUUAUUCAUUUUAUUAUAUUGAGGUUUUUCAAUGUUUGAAUUUAUACUAAUGAAUGUAAUUAUUUCAUAAUAAAAUAUCUUCACAGAUAUUGAGAUUGGUUA